Messenger RNA from Acanthamoeba castellanii str. Neff, 432 nucleotides. RefSeq lists its product as uncharacterized. The transcript has 3 exons. Lineage: Eukaryota; Discosea; Longamoebia; Acanthamoebidae. Bases 1 to 432 code for a protein of 143 amino acids. The record is from RefSeq and is a predicted model, not a curated record.
AUGCUUGUCCUGGGCAAGGAACUCAUGAACCUGGCUGCCACCUCCUCCUGCACUGCCAUAGUUGGCUUCUUUGCUACUAAGUGUGGCGUGGUGCUCAACUCCCACUUCAGCAAGCUGCUGGACAGCAGAUAUGCCCCAUGGAUGCUCAUUGAAUUUGUGUCUGCCAGUGGCCUCUGUAAGGCCCUCAUGCUCAGCGGCACCAAACAUUUCAAUGGUAAGGUCAUCUCUGUGGUCCAAGCCAAGUCAGUGGAGGAAUGGGAGGCCAAAGUCAAGGCCUGUGCUGCUGAUCAAUGCAAGCGUGCCAAUAGAUCUACUGAGACUCAAGCCAGACAGCUUCACCAAGCUGAACAGAAGGCCCACAAUGACUCUGCCAUUGCUGAAUACGCCCAGCGGGCUGAAGCUGUGGCUGUGGGCUUCAGCCCCAUCAUCUAA